UAGUCAACUCAAGCCCUGUACUUUUACCAGUCUGGACAAAGAGCAGCGACGUCGUUUCGGUUUUCCAUUACCACCUUCCUCCACUCUCACUCAUCAACCAAACAUGCAAACCCCAUUUCCAUUUCCUUCUUCUAACAAACUCUGAACAAUCAAACGCUUAUUGUGUUGUGCAUGUUUUCUUCAAAUGGAAGAAGCACUUAACGCCAAUCAAAGUCUACACACUCACUCAACUUAAGCUUUCUUUCUAUUAUACAAAACAUCACUACUUCUUUGGCGAGAGAGUUUUUGCAUUUGUGAGUAGAAGAUGUCACGCCCAUUAUCAUCAUCGGCAAAUGUUGGAGAAGUGAUAGAUUUUAAGUGGGGCAAGAAGAGGGGAGUUGGUGUGAAGAACAAGGACACUCAUUACUAUGAGUCCUUCGUUUACGAUGGUGUGGAGUAUUUUCUAUAUGAUUGUGUCUACUUGUUCUCUACAAGUAAUGUUGAAACUAACAUCGGCAAGCUUAUCAAGAUAUACGAGAGACCUACCCGUGAAAAGAUGAUCAAAGUUGUUUGGUUUUUCCGACCCAUGGAAAUUCGUAACUUUCUCGGAGAUUAUCAGCCCUGUUGGAAUGAGUUAUUUUUGGCAUCUGGUGAGGGCACAGGUCUUUCCAAUAUGAACCACCUGGAAUCAAUUAUUGGAAAAUGCAAUGUUGUUUGCACUUCAAAGGACAUUAGAAAUCCCAAGCCAUCAGAAACGGAAUUAAACAACGCAGACUACUUUUUCAAUUGCACGUUUGAUGUUGGAAGGCGUGUACUCAUUGAUAAAUUUACUAAUGAGAUUGAUGGAGUUAAAGUGGAGCAGUUCUUUAACAAGAGAAGGGUUGAUCAAACCAGUAACCAUCUACAUGUUGGGACAGAUAUUAGACCCAAAAUUGUGACCAAGACUUAUCCUAUCUCACAUUGUCAAGUUAACGAUAGAGCUGAAGGGAGAACUUCUGAGAAUACUUUCCCAAAGCAUUCUUCAGAUUCCUAUCCAUAUAAAAAGAGGAAGAUUAUAGAAGAGAAGCCAAACAUUGGUCAAAGUAGCGAGACUCCUAAAGAAGAAAAAAUUAAUGAGAAGAAGGUAGAAAUCAAACGGGACGAAAAAUUCAACGCAGAUAAAAGGAUUAUUGAUGUAGUUGAAAGACCAGAUGCAGACAAGAGAAAGUGGUUUAAGAAAAUGCCUUGGGAUGAAAGACUGCGGAGAGCUCAAGAAUUGGAUACCUUAGUUUUAUUGAAUAAUCUGGAUCCAUCCUACACAUCAUAUGAAGUGGAGGAUCUUGUUUGGUGUGCUCUCAAAGUAAAGGUUCAGGCAAGGAUGAUAGAAUGGAUCCCAAGUUCCAGUACAUACUAUGGUAGAGCAUUUGUUAUUUUUAAAACAAAAUGUGAAGCUGAAUCUGCAAUAUCCGAGUUAAGUAGAAGAUGCCUUAGUCUUGGAGAAGGAAGGAUUGUCAGUGCCAUGAAGGGAGCUCUCCGUGAGCCUGACAAGAAGAAAAAAUUCACUGGCCAUUUGGUCAUUGACAGAACUGCGCUUCAAAGACAAAACCAGGAGAUGAGGAAUGCAGUAUCAACAUCCCAUUGUUCUCAGCCCAAUACAAUAGAGUACCCCAUGUCCAUUGAAUGGCUACUGCAUUAUGCGAAGUUUAAUGCAUGUUGGGAUGCACUAUAUCAGCGACAAAUGAAGGAGAUACAAGAUGUGAAGAGCAAGCUUAGAAUGGACAGGAAUUUUUCUGACUAGUCAUACAUUCUCAAAUCGUGCUCCAAAGAAUUUUGUUUUCCAACUUUUUAUUGAUCAAUAGCAAUCUAACCAUUUUGAGGGCUGUGUUUAGGUUAUGUUUCCUCAUAUACAAGGAAAUUUGUAGGUAAGCUGACACAUUUUCUCGACUCCAAUGUCUCAACUGGGUGUGAUGUUUUGUGCUUAGUGUAUAUAUAGUAUUUUGAACAAAUGUGUGAAUACAUGCAGAAUUUUCUUAAUACAGUUAUAGAAAUUGUCCUUUCCAUCAACGCUUUCUUGUUUUUGUCUGGGGAAGAGAAUGGAAGGAUGUAAAUUGGACACUAUUUCAAUAUUGAAAUUUCCGCCUUCAAUACAGAAUUUUACAUGUAUAUUCCCUGUUAUCUAUCCCAAAUUCUCUUCAGCAAAACAUUUACAAUUCAAUCUUUUUCAUGCAAUCGAAUCAGUCAAAUCAUGGUUUAUUUUCUUCACAGUUCUCUAUUACUGAAGUCAAUUGGUUGAAUCAGUACACAAGAAAGAACCAGGAGGGGAUGCAGACAAGGUUAGAAAAAUGAUUAUCUGUACAAAUUACUUAAUAUAUAUUAAUAAUACAUGGGAAUCAGUGUACUGAAUACUGAAUACCUU
This is a messenger RNA of Vigna unguiculata (cowpea), 2374 nucleotides long. RefSeq names its product protein ANTI-SILENCING 1-like. The record is from RefSeq and is a predicted model, not a curated record. Gene Ontology annotation, molecular function: RNA binding; chromatin binding. Lineage: Eukaryota; Viridiplantae; Streptophyta; Magnoliopsida; Fabales; Fabaceae.